Messenger RNA from Cyclopterus lumpus (lumpfish), 1440 nucleotides. RefSeq lists its product as uncharacterized. NCBI's taxonomy places the organism in Eukaryota, Metazoa, Chordata, Actinopteri, Perciformes, Cyclopteridae. The transcript has 3 exons. Bases 504 to 1226 code for a protein of 240 amino acids. The record is from RefSeq and is a predicted model, not a curated record. Gene Ontology annotation, biological process: positive regulation of double-strand break repair via nonhomologous end joining; positive regulation of isotype switching; negative regulation of double-strand break repair via homologous recombination.
AUUCCUUCGUUCAGUUACCCAGCCUUCCGGUUGCUAGGUAACACGUAGCAGAAGCUACGUCUGGGCUAACUAACGUAGCUAACGUCUGAGCCGUGCAUCUAACCCACUGAGAACGGCCUCCAGCCUAAUGAACUACACUUAUUACAUGUUAUCAUUAAGGGAGGCAGAGGACUAGCUCUACACGAGACACUGAGCAAGAGGGAGGGGAGCAAGACAUCGCUAGCUGCUAAGCUAAAGUACGGUAGCUAACGUUAGCAGAACUAAACAACGUGAAAAUAAGACUGUUGGAUUUUAGCGAUAAGAUGGCUCAGACUGGACGUUACUUCAGUUGAACUCUCGCGAGAGCUCCCGGGAAGCACGUUAGCCUCGCGGUGGCUGAUGGGACUUCACUACUUGUUAGCUGUUUGAGCAGCAGACGGGCCGCAGUCAGCUGGUUUAAAGGUGUUUAAAGGGGGGAAGAGGAAGAUGCUGCUGAGGAGGAAGAGGAGGGCCCUGUGAUCUGAAUGGCUGAUGUGGUUCUGCACUAUGAUCCUGGAUCCGCUGCUGGACUCAGCAGUCUGUUAGAGAGGACAGAGAGGCUCCUGGAGUCUUUCCCCUGCAGGACUCCACCGGUCUUCUCUCCGUGGUUCCCCGCCGCCGCCGACCGCCACCCGCCCAUCAGACCGGCCAGACCCGCUCCCGUCAUUGUCUGCCCGGCCGGUUCCCUCGUCCACCAGCCGCAGGAACCCGACGUUCCCGGCCCCGUUGCCGAAAGAUGUCACGACACGCCGGCGCCUGAAAAUUCCACGAAGCCCGAAGAUGGACCGCCAGAGAGGGCGGUCGCGGGACACAAAGAUGGCGCCUCCGUCACGAACUCGCCACUCAAACGCUCCUGGAGCGUGUUCUCGCAGAGAGUUCUGCAGACGGAGUCGCUGUCCAAACCGUUCCGGCACGCGGUCUCGGUGCACCGGCUCCACCUGCACCAGAGGGCCAAAUGGGUGAUUGGGCAGCACAACUGUGGCGAGGCCAGAGACAUCGAGCAGGUGUGGCGUGCCUUGAGCCGGUGCAGCCGGAGCUCCGGGCUGCCGACGUGCAACGCCAACAUCCGGCGUGAGCGGGUGGAGAUCUGGGUGUUCUGUGACGUGGUCCACUCGGAGCGGGUGGGCCGCUUCCUGAAGGAGGAGCUGCAGCUGUCGGGGGGAAUCGAACUGUCGGUCCACGGACGGGGGAACGUCUUCAUCUUGUAGGCGUGCUUCCAGAGCGCAGACCAACGCGUCCACGGGUUCAUAUUUAUAUUCAUAUACGUUCAACGUUCAACAAUUCUCAAAGUGCAGAAGCUCGCUGACAUUUUAUAGAAAUCUGCUUCUGCUUUUGUAUAUUUAUGAAUCUUUAAAACUAUAUUUAUUUAUUUUCAUACAGAUUUUCUCUGACGUAAAUAAAGGUUGAAUGUUUUUUAAUGAA